Molecule: messenger RNA, 1465 nt
Organism: Pseudogymnoascus verrucosus
Lineage: Eukaryota; Fungi; Ascomycota; Leotiomycetes; Thelebolales; Thelebolaceae
Exons: 3
Coding region: 292-1386 (364 amino acids)
Biological process (GO): L-threonine biosynthetic process
Molecular function (GO): protein dimerization activity; NAD binding; aspartate-semialdehyde dehydrogenase (NADP+) activity
Source: RefSeq, a predicted model, not a curated record
CAAAACAAUAAUUAUUUUGUUUUGCCUUCAAACCUUUCAUGUCUAACCGCGGCGUCUUUCGCAGUUGUGACGUACGUGACGAGUCAAACGCCGCAGAGGACAUUUUGCCAAGCCGUCCCCUGCUUUUACCCCACGUAAAAAGGAAUAGUCUCGGUGGCCAAUGACUCCACCUCCAUUUUCGGAGCUUAUAAGUAUGAAGUUACAUAUCGGAUAACAAUUCCUGAAUUAAAGACGAAAGGCGAUAAAUUUACACACACCACUCUCGAAAUAUAAUACCCCAAAUCGCCGAACAUGUCUGCUCCAUUCCCUACCAAGAAGUGCGGUGUUCUGGGCUGCACUGGUUCAGUCGGCCAGCGCUUCAUUCUCCUCCUCGCACAGCACCCUCACUUCAAGCUCCACGCCGUGGGCGCUUCGUCGCGAUCUGCCGGCAAGAAAUACAAGGAUGCCGUGAAGUGGAAGCAAGCCUCGCCCAUGGGCGCCGACAUUGCUGAGUUGGUGGUCAAGGACUGCAAGGCGAGCGAAUUCGCAGAUUGCGAUGUCGUUUUCAGCGGUCUGGAUGCCGAGUUUGCUGGAGAGAUUGAAAUGGAGUUUGUGAAGGCGAACAUCCCCAUCUUCUCGAACGCAAAGAACUACCGCAAAGACCCGAUUGUCCCACUCGUCGUGCCAACAGUCAACCUGCCACAUUUCGACGUUAUCCCCGCACAAAGGAAACAACUCGGCCUCGGAAAGGGAUUCUUGGUCUGCAACUCCAACUGCGCCGUCAUUGGCAUAGUCAUCCCGUUCGCCGCGCUACAAAAGGCUUUCGGACCAGUCACCCAGGUCAGCGUUGUCACCAUGCAAGCCGUUUCCGGCGCAGGAUACCCAGGUGUCAGCAGCAUGGACAUGAUCGACAACAUCGUGCCCUUCAUCUCCGGCGAGGAGGACAAGCUCGAGAACGAGGCCCAGAAGAUCUUGGGAGGCGUCAAUGCUGAGGUUUCUGGCUUUGCUGAGCAGAAGGGACUCAAGAUUUCUGCGGCUUGCAACCGUGUCGCCGUGUUGGAUGGCCACACUGCCUGCGUCUCAUUGAAGUUUGAGCGUCGCCCACCGCCAUCGGCGGAGCAGGUCAAGCAGGCUAUGAGGGAUUACGUGAGUGAGGCACAGCAGUUGGGAUGCCCUUCUGCACCACAGAACGCUAUUUUGGUCAUGGAUGAGCCGGACAGGCCACAGCCGAGACUGGACAGGGAUACCCAGAAGGGAUAUACCGUCAGUGUUGGACGAGUGCGUGAGGAUGAGAGCGAGAUCUUUGAUAUCAAGUUCGUUGCUCUGAGCCACAACACAGUCAUUGGUGCUGCUGGAUCAAGUAUAUUGAACGCUGAGGCAGCUGUCCUUAAGGGCUACAUUGAGUAAAGUCAUAAACCACGAUUUGAUAGCGUUUUAAAAAAUAUUAGAUGAGCAUUUAAAACGCAUUCCGUAUAUACUAUCCUCC